AUCUAAAGUUUGGAUCUUUUAAUGGUAUAGAUCCAAUUGUUCCUUUAGAUUUUGUACAGUUUCUUUCACUUGUAGUAGACUUAGGUUUUGUUCAGUUAAUCCCGUUACCUAUGGAUUAGAUGAGAUUGGAAAAAAUUGAGAAGAAAUUUGACUUAGCUUGCUUGGGUUUUAAACUUACCCAAUUCCACUCAGUCCAUAUGGAUUGAGUGAGAGCUAACCGAACAAGCCCUUAAUCUACAAACUGAGUUUAGUUAUUUAGUAGAGGAUUCCUCGGCCUCUUGUUUUGCUCAAAAAAAAAAAGAAACUCCCUUUGCUUGAACAAAAAUAUUUCUAUUUUCAAAGGCAUUGAUUUUACAGGCACCGACAUCAACUUCAUUCGAAUAUAUGUAUAUUAUACUUUCCAUCUCAAACUAUUUUGGAAAUAAAAAAAGUUGAAACUUAACAACAAGUCUUAUUUAGUGGAUUAAAUCUCUCCUUAAUCCAUCUCAAUCCCGAUCUAGACGUAAGCCCUUCUCGCAGCGAGAAGGACGCACGGGAUCGGCUACAGUGCGUGCGUGACAUCUCAGGUGCGCUGACGACGACGGUACCUUCAGGUCUGGAUAGGAUGCUGGUUGACAGCGUUGCACUACAGUCAACCUUGUGUUGUCCUGCGCAGGUGGACUGGUGGUUUUGUCAGCAGAAAGCGCAUGCCUCUCGCACGCUUGGUAGCCUUGCUAACUGCUUCAUGAACUGUUAGCCUGAUAGCCUCACUUCCCACACAACUGAAACUCGCUGAGUAGGCGAACACCGAAACUUAGCCUCACUUCCAUAGAGUGUUUCAGUAAUUAAUACCGAGACCAAAGCUAGCUACCCCGUUUCUGAAUCUGCAGCCAUUUGGAGGCAGGCAGAGCUGGUGGAUCGUUUACCAACCUGUCUAUCUGCAUCUGGAAUCAAGAUCGGAUUGGAUUGGAGGCUCAGGCAAUUAGGUUUAAUCAACCUGCUUUCUACUACCAUGCAUCGGCAAAAAACUGGCUACGUACAGGACAAAUCAUCUUUUGCCUAUCUGAAACGACCAUCGUGGAAAUGCGAUCCAGUUUUAGCUUCAUUUGCCAGGUCAGCCCAACUUUGCGCAACAAUAGUAUAUCGGCCUAAAAAGAGAAAACCGAUAAUUUCGGUCCAUGUUUGUGGGCCGUGCGUGAGUGUGUAAAACAAAGGAUAUAGAACUGUUUGUAAAGUAAAGUUUUAAAUAGAAUAUAAGAUAGAGUUUGUUUUCAUGUUUCACUUUUAUAUACGAGCAACACGUAGACUGUGUAUAUCAACUUGUCGAGAAUGGCGUACCUUCGGUGUGGAGGAGCUAAGGCUGCCUUUAGUUGUAGAGUCAACUAGAAUAGAGUAGCUUCAUUCCAGUUUUUGAGAAUAGAGUCGUUUUAUUUCGCGUUUGGCAAACAGAACAGAGCCGCUCUAUUUUUUUGUUUGGUUGGAGAGUAGAAUAGAACAGAGCCGCUCAUUCUGUGUUUGAUUGGAGAGCUAUAUGAGUGUAGAGGGUAAGAGAGGGAGGAAAGCGCUCGCUUUCGAAAGAACUCUCGCAUCCGGUUGUUUCUGUGGAGCGAGAGCAUUCUAAAUAUUUAUGAUAAAUUUCUAUAUAUAUACUUUAGGACCUAUUUCACUCCUCUUUUGUUGAAAACCAAACAUCUAAAAAUUAAAAUGAAGUUACUGUAUUCUUCUCCACUCCUCAACGAAACACAUUCUAAAAGAAAGAGGCUCUACUCGGAUGUGACAUCUGGACCCUGCUUAUUGCAAAAGUCAUGCACCAAACCAGCACCAUCACCACCUGAGGUGAGGUAACGAAAGUUUGGGACAGGGAAGUACGAGCGAGUGCAGCAACGUCACGCUUCGGCGGCGGACAGUGAGAAGGGCCAAGAGCUUGUGAUCAACCUACCACGCCUGUCACGCUUUUUUGCUAGCCCCGGCCCGCGGCACCUCCCCGUUACCGCCAUCUCGCCACCACACGGCUACGGUCCAGGUAUCUGCAGUUCCUGCAGAGAUAUGGCGCCGGCGGCGGCUCUGGCUCUGAGUCUGCUCCUCGCGUUCCUGGCGAUCGGGCCCUGCGCCGCCGCCGACAGCAUCGACCUGUGGCCGAUGCCGCAGUCGGUGUCGCACGGGACGCAGAAGCUCUACGUCAAGAAGGACAUCACCAUGUCGAUGGUGGGGAGCACGUACUCCGACGAGAAAUCGAUCCUCAAGGACGCGUUCCAGCGGAUGCUUGACCUGAUCACGCUGAACCACGUCAUCGACGGAAUCGACCCAGGCUCCUCGGUUCUCACCUGCGUUAAUGUGGUUGUGCGUACACCUGAAGACGAGCUUAGCUUUGGGGCAGAUGAGUCGUAUAACCUGACUGUUCCAACGACAGGAGACCCACUGUAUGCACAGAUCCAGGCUCAAACAGUGUUUGGAGCGCUUCAAGCCUUGCAGACGUUUGGUCAGUUAUGUUACUUCGAUUUCACAUCGCGGCUCAUUGAGCUCAACUCGGCUCCUUGGAUAAUAACCGACAGACCCAGGUUUCCCUACCGGGGACUGCUUAUUGAUACCGCGAGACACUACCUCCCUGUUAAGACAAUCAAAGGAGUGAUUGAUGCAAUGGCUUACAGCAAAUUGAAUGUUCUCCAUUGGCAUAUCGUGGACGAGCAGUCGUUUCCCAUUGAGAUACCCUCAUACCCCAAACUGUGGAACGGUUCAUACUCUUAUUCAGAGAGAUAUACGAUGUCUGAUGCUAUUGACAUUGUACGGUAUGCCGAGAAGCGAGGUGUAAAUGUGUUGGCUGAGAUUGAUGUUCCUGGCCAUGCCCGCUCAUGGGGUAUCGGCUACCCAGCAUUAUGGCCAUCAGAAAGCUGCAGAGAACCACUUGAUGUCAGUAAAAACUUCACGUUUGAAGUCAUCGAUGGCAUUCUUUCAGAUUUUAGCAAGAUUUUUAAGUUCAAAUUUGUCCACUUAGGAGGUGAUGAAGUCAACACAAGCUGCUGGACCAGAACACCCCAUAUUGAAGGAUGGUUGAAUAAUAACCAUAUGAACGUAUCAGACGCAUACAGAGAUUUUGUAUUGAGAUCUCAAAAGAUCGCGAUAUCACAUGGCUACGAUGUCAUAAACUGGGAAGAGACAUUUAACAGUUUUGGAGACAAAUUGGACCCUAAAACCGUGGUGCAUAACUGGCUUGGAGAAGAUGUAGCGCCCAAAGUGGUUGCUGCAGGGCAUAGGUGUAUAGUAAGCAACCAGGAUAAGUGGUACCUGGAUCACUUGGAUGCCUCAUGGGAAGGAUUUUACAUGAACGAGCCCCUAAAAGGUAUCAAUGAUACAAAGCAGCAGCAAUUGGUCAUUGGUGGUGAGGUUUGCAUGUGGGGUGAGGAAAUUGAUGCCUCAGAUAUUCAGCAAACGAUUUGGCCACGUGCCGCAGCAGCUGCAGAGAGGCUGUGGACUCCGAUUGAGAAGCUCGCAAAUGACACAAGAUUUGUCACGUCAAGAUUGGCGCGCUUCAGGUGUUUGCUGAACCAAAGAGGAGUAGCUGCUGCGCCAUUAGCAGGCUAUGGUCGUGCAUCACCAUCAGAACCUGGCCCCUGUGUAAGGCAAUAAAUGUCCAUAACUAAACGGAAAGUGACGAUUCCUUGACACAAAAAAAAAAAAUAGGAUUCACUCUUACCCCUGUUAUACAUUCAGCAGAGUGCACGUCAGAUAGUAGGUUUAGGGUUGCGUAGAAUGUUUCAUGUUCUUUUUUGCUCCUCUCUGAUCCAAUUUCCUUCCACAAUAAUUUGGAUGUCUAUGCAAUCUACAUGGUAUGGUGAUGAACUGUAAGGUCCCGUUUGUUUCCUUUCAUUUUGAGGAAUUGGAAUCUUACUAAUGGAAUAAGCUAUUUCUUUUAGAA
Molecule: messenger RNA, 3892 nt
Organism: Zea mays
Lineage: Eukaryota; Viridiplantae; Streptophyta; Magnoliopsida; Poales; Poaceae
Exons: 16
Coding region: 2026-3603 (525 amino acids)
Biological process (GO): glycosaminoglycan metabolic process; carbohydrate metabolic process
Cellular component (GO): membrane
Molecular function (GO): beta-N-acetylhexosaminidase activity
Source: RefSeq, a predicted model, not a curated record